AGCCACUGAGAUUGAAGUUCAGUCUGCGCGAGCACUGCGUAACUGCGGCUUCAUCGAGACACUUCUUCGUUAACCGGCUUAAAAAAACAUCCUCCAAAAACCGACACCAUGGGCGUUGAAGGCGGCACGAAAUGUAUUAAAUACAUGCUCUUCUUCUUCAAUUUCAUCUUCUGGCUGGCUGGUUGUGUAAUCUUGGGGGUUUCACUCUGGCUUCGUCAUGACACUAAAACAAGCAGUCUUCUGGACCUGAGGUUUGAGGGCACAGAACCACCCAGCACCUUCUACGUCAGUGUCUACAUCCUGAUUGCUGUUGGCGCUGUGAUGAUGUUUGUUGGAUUCCUUGGUUGUUAUGGAGCCAUACAGGAAUCCCAGUGUCUUCUCGGAACAUUCUUUGCCUGCCUGGUAAUUCUGUUUGCCUGUGAGGUUGCUGCUGGAAUCUGGGGAUUCAUGCACAAAGACCAGAUCUCCAAAGAGAUGAUUAGUUUCUAUGACACUGUGUAUGACAGAGGCAAUGCAUUUUCAAUCGGACAAACUGAAAAACAGCAGGCUGCCGCUACUGUCUUGAAGGUGUUUCACGAGACUCUUCACUGCUGUGGCAAAGGAAACUCAUUGCUAGAUUUUGCUGAAAAGUGGCUCACAGACAUCUGUCCUGUAGAUUUGAAACUUAAGGCUGUAAGCUGUCACUCCAAGAUCAAAGAGCUAUUCUCAGAGAAGAUCUACCUGAUUGGCAUCGCUGCCCUGGUUGUUGCUGUAAUCAUGAUCUUCGAGAUGAUCUUCAGCAUGGUGCUCUGCUGCGGUAUCAGGAACAGCCCUGUUUACUGAAACACAGGGGCAAGAUAUGUCCUUUAAAAACAUCAGCCAAAAAAAAAAUCAUUUUGUUUUAUAUCUACCAUCUCCUAUUUUGUUUUGUAUCUACCAUCGUUUUAUAAUAUAGUCACUCUGUCCUGGUCCUAAAGUCUCAGAACAAUUUUUG
This is a messenger RNA of Rhinichthys klamathensis goyatoka, 973 nucleotides long. It is a transcript of the gene cd81a, whose product is annotated as CD81 molecule a. Gene Ontology annotation, cellular component: membrane. The record is from RefSeq and is a predicted model, not a curated record. Lineage: Eukaryota; Metazoa; Chordata; Actinopteri; Cypriniformes; Leuciscidae. The transcript has 8 exons. The coding region runs from base 109 to 822 and encodes 237 amino acids.